Cooperia oncophora is the source of this 2367-nucleotide messenger RNA. Lineage: Eukaryota; Metazoa; Nematoda; Chromadorea; Rhabditida; Trichostrongylidae. The record is from the annotation of a GenBank genome assembly.
UUAACCCAAAAGGAGUCCGAUCUCGAAAGCACCACUAAUCGCCUUCGUUCAAUCGAGGAUCAAUACGCUCAACUUCAAAUUGAUGCCAGUAAAUGGAGAAGUGAACUAGACACUGUUCAACGUGAAAACGAUGUCCUAAAAAGUGCUAAUGCUAACAUGGAAUCGGAACUUGCCCGCCUUAAGAAUCGUCUAAAAGUUGCUGAGGACACACUCAAAGAACUAAAGAACAGUCUUAAUCACGUCAAAGCUGAGCGUGAACGCCUUCAAAACGCUUACCGCGACAAGGCAAAGCAGGCCGAUCACCUUCAGCAACUUUCACAGCAGUUCGAUUCUAAACUACAGAAACUGCGUCAGGAGCUACAAAACACUUCCGACAAGCUGAUCACUUCCGAUACAGAACGUACUGCUCUACGGAACGAACUCACUAAACUUCAACAAGAGCUUAAAUUCGGAGCUGAGCAAAUGCAGCGAAAGACUGACGAAUAUCAAUCAACGCUUGAUGACCUCGCAAAUGCACAUAGAGCUUCUGAAGAUGGACGACUGAACGCUCUCCAAGAGCUCGAGAGUCGCAAAUAUGAGAUCAGCGACCUGCAGUCACGAUUAGAAGGAACUGAACAGCGUCUGAUCACUCUACAACAAGACUUUAUCAAUGCGGACGCUGAACGAGACGCUCUUGCAGACGCGAUGCGUCGAUUCCAGAAUUCUGCGAACCGUGUGAUCAACAUCGGUCGAUAUACAAAUAUUGUCGAUGGAGGUGAUGCUCACAUCGAUGGAGGACGAGAUGUUGAAAUUCCACGAGGUUCUGGAGCACCUCUGGAUGAAGUCCAGUAUCCACGGUCCGUACCGUUCCCAGUCGGCAUCGACUACAGUGGCACACACACAGGCGCAGGCGGUCGAGUAGCCACAACGCUGAAUGGCACGACUACCGUGAACAUCAACGACACCGUCAACGUUACUCAGCUCGAAGACACACUUCAACAGCUCGUUGGAAGAAUCGAUAAACUAGAGUUGGAACGAAAUGAGCUUCGAGACGCAUUGAAUCGUCUGCGCAAAAAGACGAGUGAAUCGCACACGACAAUCAAUAAGCAUGAGACCAGAUAUAAGACAAUUGAGGAUAAUCUGAACGACAUCGAAGAAGAUAAGCGAGCUUUGGAAGCCCGAUUGGCGUCUGCAAAGCAGCUUCUUCGCUCCCAGGAAGAAGCGCUCAAACAGCGCGAUGAGGAGCGUCGACAGAUGAAGUCGAAAAUGGUGGCUGCCGAGUUGCAAGCUCGUGGCAAAGAGGCGCAACUCAGACACCUCAAUGAACAACUCAAGAAUCUGCGUACUGAUCUGGAAAAUGCUCACGCCGACAUUCGUGCACUGCGAGACAGAGAAGAGAGUUGGGAUGCAAGUCGAUUCCAACUGGAGAGCAAGAUGAGAGAACAAGACAGUCACACUCAGAAAUUGCAACUGCAAAUUUCCUCAUUUGAAAGCGAGAGACAGAGUCUCAUGGAGAAGGUCAAAGAGCUUGACGGCGCACUUCGUCUCAGCGAAACCAAGGUCCAGGAUAUGCGAGACGAUGCCGAAAAGCUGAAGAGGGAUCUGGCAAAAGCCGAAUCUUAUGAAAUUGAAUUGCGCAAGCAUACGGACUUACAGAGUAAAUCUGGUAGUGAACUACAGAUGUUGAAGGAUCAGCUGUUGAACGCUCAGAACGAUCUGAGCACGACCAAUACGCGCAAGACUCAACUUGAAUCUGAACUUCUUAAUCUACGUUCUGAACUUCGUGAUUACAAACAACGUGUACAUGAUGUGAAUAACCGAGCAUCUGAGCUUCAACGUCAACUUCAAGAUUCCAACUCAGAAAAGAAUCGCUUGGAAGACAGAAUCCUGACCAUGGAGAAGAAUCUCAGCCAACAACGCACUACUGAAAAUGAACUGCGACAGCAAUUAGACACUGCCAAGAAUGACAAGAGAGCCGUAACUAAGGAACUGGAGGAGCUCAAACGCCACAUCGUACAACUUGAGAACGACAGACGUGCCAAUUCACAACUCCUGGACAACUGGAAGAAAGAUAAAUUCAUGCUUCAGAAGAAGAUUGAGAUGCUCGAAACCGAAAAGAGAAGAACGGAGGCGGCGAUUCGUGAGACAGCAUUGCAGCGUGAGGCUAUUGAGAAAUCUCUCAACGCUAUGGAACGUGAAAACAAAGAACUUUACAAAAACUGCGCUCAACUGCAACAACAGAUCGCACAACUUGAAAUGGAGAACGGUAAUCGUAUCCUGGAGCUGACUAAUAAGCAACGGGAAGAGCAGGAAAGACAACUGCAGCGAAUGCGCCAAGAGAAGGGCCAGAUUGAAAAGGUCAUCGAGAAUCGCGAACGAACUCACAGG